UCGCCAUUCCCUAGCUAGCUGAAAGCCUCAAACCAUAGGGAAGAGAAAUACAUUCUUUUAUUUUUCAUUUUUCAAACAUGACUCGCUCCAUUUCUCUUCCCUUUCCCCCCUCUCUCCUCCUCCUCCUCCUCGUCCUCGUCUUAUCAGCCGCCACUCGGCCACCCUUCGCAUGUGACCCCGGAGAAAAGACGACGAAGGACUUCCCAUUUUGCCGGGAAUCUCUACCGGUGGCGGAGAGAGUGAGGGACUUCAUCGGACGGCUGACAUUGCAGGAGAAGCUUAAGCUGCUAGGGAACACCGCGGCGGCCGUGCCGCGGCUGGGGAUCAAAGGGUACGAAUGGUGGUCGGAGGCUCUUCACGGGGUUUCCAAUGUAGGUCCCGGGACUAAGUUCGGCGGGGAGUUUCCUGGGGCCACUAGCUUCCCUCAAGUGAUAACCACCGCAGCCUCUUUCAACGCGUCGUUGUGGGAACAAAUCGGACGGGUGGCGUCGGACGAGGCAAGAGCGAUGUACAACGGAGGGAUGGCGGGACUGACGUAUUGGAGCCCAAACGUGAACAUAUUCCGAGACCCGAGGUGGGGGCGGGGACAGGAGACUCCCGGUGAAGAUCCGGUGUUAGCCGGUGAGUACGCGGCAAGGUACGUGAGGGGGCUACAGGGAAACGACGACGGUGAGGGUGAGCGGUUGAAGGUGGCAGCUUGUUGCAAGCACUACACGGCUUACGACCUCGAUAACUGGAGCGGGGUCGAUCGUUUCCACUUUAAUGCUCAGGUAAGCAAACAAGAUAUGGAAGAUACAUUUGACGUACCUUUUAGAGAGUGCGUGCUACAUGGGAAGGUGGCGAGUGUUAUGUGCUCUUACAAUCAAGUCAAUGGCAUUCCCACCUGUGCUAAUCCUAAACUCCUCCGCCACACAAUUCGUGGCAAUUGGCGCCUCAACGGGUACAUCGUCUCGGACUGUGACUCGGUUGGAGUUCUCUAUGAUAAUCAACACUACACGUCAACACCCGAAGAAGCAGCUGCUUCUGCAAUUAAAGCAGGUUUGGAUUUGGAUUGUGGGCCAUUUCUUGGGGUACACACAGGGGAAGCCAUAAAGAGAGGGAUUUUGAGAGAAGCUGACGUUGACGGGGCAUUAGUUAAUACAGUUACAAUCCAAAUGAGACUGGGCAUGUUUGACGGAGAGCCGUCGGCCCAACGAUUUGGGAAUUUGGGUCCCGGAGAUGUGUGCACCCCUGCUCACAAAGAGCUUGCACUUGAAGCCGCUAGGCAAGGCAUUGUUCUUCUUAAGAACCGCAAAGCUUCUCUUCCUCUCUCCCCUCACCGCCACCAAACUGUUGCUGUUAUCGGACCCAAUUCAGAUGUUACCGUCACUAUGAUCGGAAAUUAUGCCGGUGUUGCCUGUGACUACACAAGUCCGGUACAAGGAAUAGGAAGAUACGUAAAAACAAUACACCAACAAGGGUGCAUUGACGUGGCUUGCACCAGCGACCAGCUAUUUGGUGCAGCCAUUGAAGCCUCACGUCAAGCCGAUGCGACGGUACUGAUCAUGGGACUGGACCAGUCCAUUGAGGCAGAGUUCAAAGACAGGGCCGGGCUUCUACUACCAGGACGUCAACAAGAACUUGUAUCCAAAGUUGCCAUGGCCUCCAAGGGCCCAACCGUAUUGGUCUUGAUGAGUGGGGGCCCAAUAGACGUGUCGUUUGCCAAGAAUGAUCGACACGUGGCAGGCAUCAUUUGGGCUGGAUACCCCGGCCAAGCUGGAGGAUCUGCCAUUGCUGAUGUCCUAUUCGGAACGCAUAGUCCAGGAGGAAAGUUGCCAAUGACAUGGUACCCACAAGACUACCUCUCCAAGCUGCCCAUGACAAAAAUGGACAUGCGAUCCAACCCGUCAAAAUCCUAUCCAGGCCGGACAUACCGAUUCUACAAUGGUCCAGUAGUGUACCCAUUUGGUCACGGCAUGAGCUACUCAAAAUUUGUUCACACCAUCGCCGCCGCUCCGACCAUCGUCGCAAUUCCACUUGCCGGCCGGCACCGAGGAUCUCAUAACACCACCACCGUCUCUGCAGGCAGGGCAAUAAGAGUAACACACACCAAAUGCAACCGACUCUCUAUCAGCCUGCACAUAGACGUGAGGAAUACGGGAUCCAGAGAUGGUUCCCACACGUUGCUCGUCUUCUCAACCCCGCCUGGGGCUGGACACUGGGCCCCGCACAAGCAGUUGGUCGCGUUUAAGAAAGUUCAAGUGCGCGCUGGGAGUCAAGAGCGAGUUGAUGUCAACAUUCAUGUGUGCAAGUACUUGAGUGUUGUGGAUAGAUCUGGAAUUAGGAGAAUUACUAUGGGUGAACAUAGUCUUCACAUUGGUGAUAUCAGGCACUCUAUCUCCCUUCAAGCAGCUAAUCUGGGGAUAAUCAAAUCAUGAAUUCCCCACCAGAAAGAUCCAUCCAGCUUGCUUUGUCUAUCCCAUUCUUGCUUUCCAAAUCCACUCUUAUUUUAUGGGGUUACUGAAGUGGCAACCCAACUGAUUCUUACUAUAGCUAAUUCGCAAAUGUUAUUUCUUUGAAAGUGAUUUUUUGUUUUUUUUGUUUUUGUUUCUCUUUCAUUCUUCCCUUGUUAUUUACAUAGGACUAGAUUCAGUCAUUUUUAUUUUUUCGGUAUGUAGUAUGUACUUUCAUUAUCUAAAUAAUUAUCAGAUUGGUUUUGAAUUUUA
Messenger RNA from Rhododendron vialii, 2705 nucleotides. Its product is annotated as probable beta-D-xylosidase 2. Bases 78 to 2417 code for a protein of 779 amino acids. The record is from RefSeq and is a predicted model, not a curated record. Gene Ontology annotation, cellular component: plant-type cell wall. Gene Ontology annotation, biological process: xylan catabolic process; arabinan catabolic process. The transcript has 7 exons. Gene Ontology annotation, molecular function: xylan 1,4-beta-xylosidase activity; alpha-L-arabinofuranosidase activity. NCBI's taxonomy places the organism in Eukaryota, Viridiplantae, Streptophyta, Magnoliopsida, Ericales, Ericaceae.